This is a messenger RNA of Ciona intestinalis (vase tunicate), 1519 nucleotides long. Its product is annotated as 4-galactosyl-N-acetylglucosaminide 3-alpha-L-fucosyltransferase FUT6-like. NCBI's taxonomy places the organism in Eukaryota, Metazoa, Chordata, Ascidiacea, Phlebobranchia, Cionidae. Gene Ontology annotation, cellular component: membrane. Gene Ontology annotation, molecular function: alpha-(1->3)-fucosyltransferase activity. The record is from RefSeq and is a predicted model, not a curated record.
CUCUGCUUUGUACAGGUACAAAUGAUAGAUUCUGUUAAUAUUAACUGAUGAACUAUAAUCGCCACAGUUAUUACACGUUCAUAUUUCGGUCGAUCGGACCGAAAUUGAAUACUACAUUAUAGCCUAUAAACACACUGUGUGUAACUAUAGGCUACAUGACAACCAUAGCCAAGACGAAUGCGUUUAUGCAGAAGUAUUCGUGUAAAUGCAAAUGCAGCUUUGAUUCUUUUAACACUUGCGACAAUUCUGUACAUACCCUUGCAUUUAUUUCUCUUGGGACAAGAAAGAAACCACCGAAGAGUUGCAACACCAGCAACACCAGCAGUUUACAAGCGAAUCCUAAUAUGGGGGGAUAACUUGCCUCAGUUCAUGAUCAAUAUGAUGACGUAUGGAUUCAGCAGCGAUAAGUGUGGUAACUGCAAAAUUGUUAAAGGCGUUGAUCCCUAUACUUGCGAUGCAAUUGUUUUUGAAUUCAACAAAGUAAAUCCGGAUGCUAAAGUCUUCCAUAGGCGAAGAAUGGACCAGAUUUACGUUUUCUUUUCCGCCGAGUCUACGUCUUCUCUUCGGACAUCACACAAGGUGUCAAUGUUGGGCUUUGGAAACCUCUUUAAUCUUACAAUGUCCUACCGUACCGACUCCGAUAUACAAACACCAUAUAGUACAAUACGCAGAACAUUGAAAUCACUUAAAGAAAAGUACCACAUGGGAUCUCCAUUAACUACUGCUGACUUAGAGGCCUGCUUGCUACAGAAGGACGGCUUGGCAAUAUGGAUAAGCAGCAACUGUGGGUUUACUGUUGGAGCUGAAAAGCGCUUUAAGUUGGUGAAGAAAAUAAAGCAGACUCUAGGUUCAAAGCUAAAAACGAGGGGUUUAUGUUCGGACAAUCCAAGGGAGGCGAAAUUCAAAACCACCGCCGAUUUUUUCAACGAAAUCGGGCGGUACAAGUUUUAUUUCGCUUUCGAAAACUCGUACCACUGUCGGGACUACAUUACCGAAAAAGUGUGGGAGAAUGCCUUUUUAAGUGGGACAGUACCUGUGAUUUGGGGCCCAACGAAAAGAGACGCUGAGGAAAUUCUCCCACCAGGUUCAUUUAUUCACUUGGACGACUUCCAUAGCACACAAGAACUGGCGAAGUAUUUGUUAUAUCUAGACAGAAACGAAACAGCAUAUCGCGAAUAUUUUUCCUGGUGGUUUUUAAAUGAGACAGAAUAUGUCGAAAAGCCUGUUGGCUUAUGCAAGUUAUGUAGAAUGCUGCAUUCGAACCCGAUUACUCGGAAAACGAUCCAAUAUCCUGAAGUACUGUGGUACGGACAGGAAAACCGGGAUUGUAUGUUCAUCAAACGAACAUGACCAAUAUACUAGUGAUCAUGGCCUACUCAAUAUAAUACAGUAUUGUUGAGUAGGUCAUGCACUGAUUACUGUUUAUUUUCGUAUUGACCUCACUUUUAUACAGUAAAUGGCCAUAGUUACAGAACAUGGCAUAUUUUUUAUCCUCAGUUAUAAUUACAACAUUAUAACG